Syzygium oleosum is the source of this 501-nucleotide messenger RNA. RefSeq lists its product as uncharacterized. Bases 1 to 501 code for a protein of 166 amino acids. The transcript has a single exon. The record is from RefSeq and is a predicted model, not a curated record. NCBI's taxonomy places the organism in Eukaryota, Viridiplantae, Streptophyta, Magnoliopsida, Myrtales, Myrtaceae.
AUGCUUCAGGCACUUGAGGCAACGAACCGAAAAUGGCGUGGAUCGGUGAGCGGCAUCGUCAACGCACCCCUAGAAAAAGUGUGGCCUGUGGUCUCCCAAACAAACAGGUUAUCGGAGUGGAUGCCGAUGGUUGAACGCUGCACCAACCUGGCCGGAGAAGAGGCCAUUCCGGGUUAUGUUCGGCUGGUCUCGGGCUUCAUGUUUCCACAACCGGAUGGAGAGAGGUCAUGGAUCAAGGAAAUGCUGGUUUCUAUGGACCCCCUCUCGCACACUUAUGUGUACAGAAUGGAAGCAAGCAAUGUGGGAUUAGAUGGAUCUAUGAACAAACUAAUGCUCAUCGAUUAUGGCGACGAUUCGACGCUAGUUCAGUGGUCCUUUGAAAUAAACCCAGUGGAAGGAACAUGCGAGGAAAACAUCAUAGAUUACCUAGGAUUCCUGUAUAAAUCUUGCAUAAAUAAGAUUGAGGGUGCAAUAGAAGCUGCAUCUAAAAGAUCAGUUUGA